Molecule: messenger RNA, 3077 nt
Organism: Notolabrus celidotus (New Zealand spotty)
Lineage: Eukaryota; Metazoa; Chordata; Actinopteri; Labriformes; Labridae
Gene: vps37ba
Product: VPS37B subunit of ESCRT-I a
Exons: 4
Coding region: 104-970 (288 amino acids)
Biological process (GO): protein targeting to membrane; ubiquitin-dependent protein catabolic process via the multivesicular body sorting pathway; protein targeting to vacuole
Cellular component (GO): ESCRT I complex
Source: RefSeq, a predicted model, not a curated record
UAUGUGCUGUGACAACUUCCGGUAAGGCAGUCUCAGUCAGCUGUCAGUAUCAGAAGGGCGAGGAGAGGGAAUCCAGAGGCACAGCUACACAACAAGACCCAUAAUGUCAGCUUUCACCACCACGUUCAGCGAGUACACGAUGACUCAACUCAACGAAUUCCUGGAGGACGACGAGAAACUCACCAAGAUGGUCCAGGAGAUGGACGAGAUGCAGGACGUCCAGCACAGCAAGGAGAAGACAUUGGUCAACAACCGAACGCUGGCCGAGCACAACCUUGCCCUGCAGCCCCAACUGGAGCAUCAGAAGGAGCAGCUCACCAAGCGCUACAACUGUCUUCAGGAUAGUUUUGAGUCCUACCAGCUUCGGAAAUCCACCCUAGAUCACAAAUCAGGAAACACUUCUCUGGACACUUUGCUGGCUCUACUGCAGGCAGAGGGAGCCCAGAUAGAGGAGGACACAGAGAACAUGGCUGAUUCCUUCCUGGAUGGCGACAUGACCCUCGACUCGUUUAUCGAUGCCUACCAGAGCAACAGAAAGCUGGCUCACUUACGGAGGGUGAAAAUCGAAAAGCUGCAAGAGAUGGUACUGCAGGGCCAGCGGCUCCCCGAGGCGUUUGCCCCUUCCUCACGAUCUCAGGAUGUGUCAGCAGCAGCCAGACCCUCAUCCUCCUCUCUUCUUGCAGAGUCCGGCAGCAGUUCUUCUCCUCUAGCACAGCCGAUGAGAAAACCUCCACCUCCUCCUGCAGCCCAGCAAGUCCCAAGUGCUAAUACAGCUCCGGCUUCGUCAGCUCCCCCCCAGAAUCAAGUCUUCUUCACAUCGCCGUACCCACCGAUUCCUCCCAGAACAGGCCAGCCCUUUCCAAACAUCUCCUCUGGCUACCCCAACCACUUCCUGUCUCAGUGCCCCCCCGCUUUGCCUCAGAGGCCCACUCCCCGGAUCACCCCACAGCCUGGCUUCAUCAUGCAGUAAUGUAAAGCAGAUGCAACUUACCAGACACGGUUGGUGUCUUUGACUUUUCACAACUGGAUCUCCUCUUGGAAGAUUUUCUUCUCUGUCGGCAGCGCUAUUGGAAUAUUAGAACCACGGCUCAGAGGCAGACCUGCACCCGGCCGGUCAGCUGAGGAAAGGUCUCUGUGGAUUUGCGCUGUUCUCUCCAUCCCAUCAACACUCCAGAAAAGAAAAAGAAGACAUGACAAGAUUGGCGUAGAGUCAUGCUAACCUGAGUCUCUUUAGAUGAAGGGCCCUGACACACUUGUCUGUCUUCACGUCACUGAGCUGGGACUUUUCAUUUACCUGCACUUUCUGUCUCCCUCGAAGCUCUGCAUGCUCAUACGUUUUCGGUCUCUCACCUUCUAUCAGAGAUACUCCUUUUGCUUUUAAAAAAAAACACUAUAAUCAAUAAGUUAUUAAUAUCUGCAGCACAAUGAUUUCCUUGGUAUACAUAUGAAUAUGCAAGCAUUGAGAGACCCUAAUUACUGUGCAGGUUUAAUCAAGUUAUCUUUCUCAGAUUAUAUUCAGGCUAAACUGAAACUAUACUGUGAUUUUUAAAUGAAAAAUUCACAGGUAACAUAGAAAUAUUUGAAUUCAUCGUCUCCUUAGAAUAUAAUAUGAAUAGUUAUGUUGAUGAAAGCCAGGGUAGACUAAUAGCACGUGUGAGGGAGAGCUUCUGGGUUGUGGAUCUCUUUAUUUUUACUGAAGAGAGUCCAGACCUGCCAAGUUUAAGAUGUCUGACUGAGCGUCUCAGGACAGACGAGGAGAGAGAGAGGACUGAGGCGGAGCCAUCGUAACAAAUUACUCACCAUGAUGACCCUGGUCUGAAAUGAAGGAUUUACGUUCAGCCAUACAGAACUCUUCUUCUGUGUGUCGUUUUCUUCGGGCUACUUUUGUGAACCAACACUCCUUUAAUAUGAUGUCCGUCGUCUUUAUCACCCUGAGAUGAGACCAGAGAAGAUGCCAGCUGUUCUUUGGCUCUCACACAGAUGGACUUGUUCAGUUGUCUCUCUUACACUGAGCACCAAAGACUCCCCGCAUCAUUCCGUGUACAUGUUUUUGCUGCAGUCUUUUUUUAAGUAAGUGAAACAUUUAGUGAGCUAGUCUAACAUAGUCACCAACAUAUUGGGUUGUGACACUUCUUUUGUAACAAUGUUUUUUGCCAGAUUUUGACAAGAGAAACUUGCAAGAUCACCUUAUUAGCUUUGGGAGGAAAAUCUUUCUGGUGCGAUUAAAAAAAAAAAAAAAAAUCACUUCCUUCUUCCCAAAGGCUGUAGUAGCUGUGCACUGUUAAAGAGCCAUGAGUGCCUACACUUGAAAUUAUCAUGUCCUGCUGACAUCUCCAUGUGUUUCCAGCUGUAGCCCCCAGCCCACUCCCACUCCAAGCCUUCCAAGCCGAGUAAAACAUAGCCAAGCAUUUUGGUCUCCUCCUCCUGCUGGUGAUUUGUUUUUGCUUGUUUUAAGUUUACCAAGAAGACGGUUUAAGACCAUGCCUGCCUGUCACUCUGUCAGGUGUUGCUUUGAAUAGAGUAAAACAAAGUGGAUGACAUGACACCCUUAGGCUUUUUUUGCCUGAUGGUGCUCUUGCUUCUGCAUAUCUUUCAUUCUUACAGCGACAUUUUGAUCUCCGUGAGGGUGACGUUUCCAUAUGUUUGUUUAUGUUGUUGCUGUUUUCUUUUUAAUUUGUAUAAUACCGGGGCUCAGGAAUGUUUUGUGUCAUAAAUCGGUGAUCAUUUCUCACCUUAAGGCAAACAACUUUGACUGACUAGACAAAGCCAACAUGUCAGAAGGCGAACUAUAGAAUAUAAAAAAGCAUUAAGCAUCUCCAUGGACCAGCAUGGACCAACUAACAAUGAUAACUCCUUUCUGCAUGCUCUCUGUGUUGGUCUGAAUAUUCCUCUUUAACUCUUUUUUUAAGCUGUUGAGCUGCUCUUUACUUUGAUCUUCUCUCUGUAUGCAUUGUUUUGUAUGUGGUUGGAUUUAUUUUCAGUGUAAUGUUGUAUGUAUUUACUUAAACUGAAUGUUCAAGUGGAAUUCAAUGCUAUUUUCAAGUGGAAUAAAUCUCAAAGUUUUGCAUCUGUUUUUA